Westerdykella ornata is the source of this 1788-nucleotide messenger RNA. Its product is annotated as peptide transporter-like protein PTR2. The coding region runs from base 274 to 1782 and encodes 502 amino acids. Gene Ontology annotation, cellular component: fungal-type vacuole; plasma membrane. The record is from RefSeq and is a predicted model, not a curated record. Lineage: Eukaryota; Fungi; Ascomycota; Dothideomycetes; Pleosporales; Sporormiaceae. Gene Ontology annotation, molecular function: dipeptide transmembrane transporter activity; tripeptide transmembrane transporter activity. Gene Ontology annotation, biological process: transmembrane transport; oligopeptide transport. The transcript is spliced from 2 exons.
GUAUCCAUGGCUGCCCACAGAGCUUUUCUCCGAUAUCCGUGAGACACAUUCAGAUCCUGAGAAUCCCACAGAUCGAAGAUCCCAAAGUCGUCUGAGGAGAAAGUUAUCGGAAACCCCAGAAGUACCUUGAACGGCGACGAACCCACUCCGGAGGAAUAUGACACCCUAUCCAAGGUAGCGGACCGUCUACCUAGAGGCGCAUUUCUGGUAGCCAUCGUAGAAUUGUGCGAAAGAUUCGCGUACUACGGACUUUCAGGGCCCUUCCAAAACUACAUGGCCAACAAAUACAACGAUCCGAAUGGACUUCCCGGAGCUAUUGGCCUGAAACAAUCUGGAGCAACUGCCUUGUCCAACUUCUUUCAGUUCUGGUGCUACGUGACGCCCAUUCUCGGGGCGAUAGUCGCCGACCAGUACCUAGGCAAGUACACAACGAUAAAGUAUUUCUCCGUCGUCUACAUCGUCGGCAUAUUUGUUCUUUUUGCUACAUCACUACCCAUAUCCAUUGCAAAUGGAGGCGCAUUUCCGGGCCUUGUUACGGCCAUGAUUAUCAUCGGCCUUGGGACGGGCGGUAUCAAGUCGAAUGUGUCACCCCUAAUUGCGGAGCAAGUUCGCAGCACGAAUGCUUACAUUAGGGUCCUCUCCAACGGAAAACGGGUCCUUGUGGAUCCCGAGCUGACGGUCCAACGAAUUUAUAUGAUCUUCUACAUGUGCAUCAAUAUCGGCUCUGUUUCGGCGAUUGCGACUACGACUUUGGAGCUGCAUGUUGGUUUCUGGAGCGCCUACCUUCUUCCGCUCAUCAUGUUCGGUAUCGGCUUCUUCAUCCUUGUUUCUGGGAAGAAACGUUACGUUAUCCAUCCUCCGCAAGGUGGUGUCAUUGGCAGUUGCUUUAAGGCGUUAUGGAUUGCCAUUACGAAUGGGUUCGACCUCCAGACCGCAAAACCGUCGUUUCAAGGGAAGAGCCAGAGAGGGUACACAAUAACAUGGGAUGAUGUUUUUAUCGACGAACUGAGGACGGCAUUGCAGGCCUGUAGGGUGUUUCUAUUCUUCCCCUUGUAUUGGGUCACAUAUUCGCAGAUGAUGAACAAUUUCGUAUCUCAAGCUGGCCAAAUGGAACUGCAUGGUCUUCCCAACGACAUACUCCCGAACAUCGAUCCGAUCACCAUCAUCCUACUCAUUCCCCUCAUGGACCGGCUCAUCUAUCCUUUUAUCCGCACCAGACUCCAUCUCGCUUUCACCCCUGUUACGCGUAUUACUUGGGGAUUCUUUGUCGCUAGCCUCGCUAUGGCUUACGCUGGGGUCCUCCAGGCCAGCAUUUACUCGUCUCCCCCGUGCUACACCUCCCCUUCCAACUGCCCAGCAGCGAGGCUCGGAGAGGACCACUUUGCAGCUAACAAGAUCCAUAUAGCAUGGCAAGCCCCUGCCUACAUUCUGAUUGCCAUCAGCGAGAUUCUGGCCAGCAUAACCGGCCUCGAAUUAGCCUACGCAAAAGCACCGAAGCACCUGAAGAGCUUCAUCAUGAGCUUGUUUCUCCUUACGAGCGCAUUUGGAAGCGCACUAGGUAUGCUGCUCGCGCCUGUGGCGAAAGACCCGCACCUCGUGUGGUUGUAUGCUGGUUUGGCUUGCACAGCCGCGAUUGCUGGUGCAGCCUUUCACUGGACCUUUGCUGGCGCGGAUAGGGACCGGGGGUUGAAGAGAGUGGAGAAUGCGGAAGAGGAGAUUGAGAUGAUUGCUAGAAAGAGCGAGGAUAGUGAUGGUGAGGGAAAUGCGAGGGGGAAGUUGUAAUACGGC